CGACCUGGAGUUCCUCAGAGAUGAGUAUCGACCUGCCGAGUUCCGAGGGUAGACCAGAGAGCGCCCAGCCUACACUGUCUCCCCCGGUACACCGGAAAACUCCCCCCGUCAUCACUCUGUCGGCGUCUCCCACAAGCAUACGGUAUGCAGCUCUCACCAGAUCCAACCCAAACCUUCACGAACUCGGGAAAACUGACGAACAAAACGUGACGAUCACGAUCACAGAGACGCCCCGACUGGACGCGCCGUUCACCGGGAUGAAGGAUCUGGAGAACCAGCAGGAAGACGUGAGUUUGGAGGACAUGCUGGACAGCCUCCUUGCUUUAGGGUCCAGACGAAGUAGUAAAAGUGGCUCCCAAAGUCCCAACGAAGUCAGGCGGUUGAGUGAAGACCGUUUGGAUAAUCUAGUCGCCGAAACGUUACCUUUCGAGCGGCGUGCGUCCGAUCCUGGAACGGCGAACAACCAACUCGAGUCGACUCUGAACACAACCGACGACUUCGCGGAGGCUUUGGAAGCCUUGAACACUACGUCAUCAUCAGUUGAUGACACGUCACUCAUGAACACCACGUCGUCGUCAUUGGAUACUGCUGUAGAGGCGAACACGUCAUCACCAAAACCACUGACGUCGCCGUUUCAGACGACGUCUUCGUUUUUUGAGACGGCGUCCUCCGCCGCGCCGGAUACGACAAGCGGGAGCUUCUCCGCCAGCGAACUGAGAGACAUGGUGACGGAAGAGCUCGUCACAGUGCGAUGUUCCUACGCCAAGUGCAAAAGAGCCGCAGAACUCAAGGAAGCAAGGCAAAGUUACAAGUCGUGUCACAACUGUUACACCUACUACUGCUCUAGAGACUGCAGGAAGAACCACUGGGAAAGGCACAAGAAGAAGUGCGUCUUCUCGCAAAUCAACAGCGCGUGCAAGCACAUCCUCCAGUACUCGCGGACCAAUGAGGAAGCUCAGAAGUGCUUCUCGCGAGUCGCGAGAACUGGGUACCUCUCGCGAGGCCGUGGGUGCGUACUCUUGAGUUUCGCCUCCUUACAAGACGCGCAAGACUUCCUGAACUCAGGACUCCCCGCCCUCCCCACGUUACCGGGCUACAAGACCUUCCGCGAACUUGAAAGCGCGCAGACGGAACAGAAAGACCCGCACACGGAGACGUUGAUCACCAUGGUUACCACGUAUGACCCGGAUGUAAAGCUGGUUCUGGACGUGUCCAUCUCUGUCGAUACAACAAACGUGAAGGCUAGUCUCGUUCCCAGGAGAGAAGGACCAAACAUCCGGCAGUGUGCUAAGAUCCGUCUUAGUGAGAGACACAUCGUCAAAAAGACGAGAGAAGAGAAGUCAGACGAGCCGGAGGGCGGGACGAUGAUACUGACGUCACCGCCCGGGUCUCCGGAGAAGCUGCAGCUGCUGAGCGACAGGAGAUCUCGCGAGAUUUGCUUCAUCAACAUCCAGCGGAACCUCCGCGCGAGAGGAGUCAUCUUACGUCACCAGUACCCGGAUGUUUACCGGAAACUGUGCGUCUAUGUGGAAAAGAACGAGUCGUUUCCCCCCGUGACUAUCUACCCCCGAGACACCAACACCGGAAAGACUUUCAUGUGUCUCAUCAUGCCGGAUUCGGAUCCGGAAAUUCUGGAAUGGGUUCAAAAUCCGGAUUUGCUCGAGGAUAUCAUUGCCUAAGUUUA
Molecule: messenger RNA, 1684 nt
Organism: Branchiostoma belcheri (Belcher's lancelet)
Lineage: Eukaryota; Metazoa; Chordata; Leptocardii; Amphioxiformes; Branchiostomatidae
Exons: 4
Coding region: 21-1679 (552 amino acids)
Biological process (GO): cell-cell junction organization
Cellular component (GO): apical junction complex; plasma membrane
Source: RefSeq, a predicted model, not a curated record